Molecule: messenger RNA, 1052 nt
Organism: Ipomoea triloba (trilobed morning glory)
Lineage: Eukaryota; Viridiplantae; Streptophyta; Magnoliopsida; Solanales; Convolvulaceae
Product: gibberellin 2-beta-dioxygenase 1-like
Exons: 3
Coding region: 108-1052 (314 amino acids)
Biological process (GO): gibberellin catabolic process; response to light stimulus
Source: RefSeq, a predicted model, not a curated record
CAGAGCACUGUGUUAAGCUUAUCCUUGGAGCUAUUGUGGUUUUGCCUCACCAAACUCUUGAAAACCUAUCUCAUAUCAAAGCAUCCAACCCUUCUACUUCGGCUGCCAUGGCCACCAUUGCCACCACCAUUAUUCCGGUUAUAGACCUGUUGGAUCCCGCGGCCAGAGAGCAGAUAGUAAAGGCCUGCCAUGAGUUCGGAUUCUUUAAGGUUGUCAACCAUGGUGUCCCCUUGGAAGCCAUGACAAAAUUAGAAGAAGAAGCUGUGAAUUUCUUCAACUUGCCUCAGCUUGAAAAGGAACAAGUUGGCUCUCCCAACCCCUUUGGGUAUGGCCACAAGAAAAUCGGCUCUAAUGGUGAUAUGGGUUGGGUUGAAUACCUGUUCAUGUCCACCCACAACCCCAUCACCAUUCCAAGCCACUCUCAACUUUUCAGGUGCCUUGUGAAGGAGUAUAUUGGGGCUGUGGGAGGCAUUGCAUGUAAGGUUUUGGAGAUGAUAGCUGAGGGAUUGAAGAUUGAGGCAAAGGAUGUGUUAAGCAGGCUAAUAAGGGAUGAAAAAAGUGAUUGUUGGUUUAGGAUAAACCAUUAUCCGCCAUGCACGGAGCUCCAAACUGGGAUGAACGGUGGAGAUCUGAUUGGGUUUGGAGAGCAUAAAGACCCACAAGUGAUCUCUGUUGUGAGAUCAAACAACACAACUGGAUUGCAAAUCUUUGUUGGAGAUGGGACAUGGCUUUCUGUCCCACCUGAUCACCACUCUCUUUUCUUCAAUAUUGGUGAUUGUUUGCAGGCGAUGACUAAUGGGAGAUUUAAGAGCGUAAAGCAUAGAGUAUUGGCAAACAGUAUUGAACCUAGGUUGUCAAUGAUCUACUUUGGAGGACCAGCUCUGAGUGAAAAAAUAGCACCAUUGUCUUGUUUGAUGGAGGAAGGAGAGGAAACCUUGUACAAUGAGUUCACUUGGAGUGAAUACAAGAACUCAGUUUACAAGAACAGGUUGGCUGAUAACAAUCUGCUGGCCUUUCAGAAGAACAAAUCUACCUGUGACAUGAUUAAUUAG